GGUACUGCCGCGCCUGCCUGAGCGCAGCGUCCGCAGGCGGCGGCGCCGAGGCCGACAAGAGUCCCAGCACCGAGGACGCCCUCGGCGGCGGCCCGUUCGAGUCCACCUGGAUCCUCGGGUCGCUGGCCCAGGCCCUGGAGUUCCCGCUCGACACCUACCGGCCCCUGCCGCCCUGGGCCCAGGAGAACAGUUCCGACGAGCUGCGCAAUGUCAAGGUUGAGGCGAAGGCCAGCCUCGACGCCCCCAAGAGCAUCUCGUCGGCGAACAUAGGCAACGUUCAGCACAUGGAGCGGACACAGAACCCGUCGAACAUCGGGGCGCUGCCCGUGGUCUCCAAGCUGGAGGACUUGGACCUCUUCUACGCCGAGGA
Messenger RNA from Prorocentrum cordatum, 370 nucleotides. The record is from the annotation of a GenBank genome assembly. NCBI's taxonomy places the organism in Eukaryota, Dinophyceae, Prorocentrales, Prorocentraceae.